GCGACGGACAAUAACUAAAAGGACGACCUACAAUAUGUUAUAGCUAAAGCUAUAACGUGUUUAUUUAUUUUCUUAAAUAAUGAUGUGGGUCGCCAGGCGGUUUCUGUCAUCGGUGGCUCAGAGAGGUCAGUCUGGCUUGUUUCGACGUCCUCAACACGGCUGCCUGCCCGAGCUGGAGCCCCGGUAUCUGCAGUGCACAUGCUGCUGGAGGAGCCGUAUUCCCGUGGCCGGCUUUGAGACCUUGAAUGCCUCCAUCGCCGCCUCUGUACCCUGCAGAGACGCCGACAGCAAACCUCUGGAUGACUGCUAUACUUCCGAGGAGCGAGAUGCCAUCCUGCGGCUGCUCAACACCGCCACACAGGCAGAGCUGGCCGGUGUCAAACUGCUGCGGGGCCGCAAGUCGCUCAACAUUGUAGAGUAUAGGACCAAGAAUGGACCUUUUAAAAGCCUGGAAAGUGUCGUGAAUGUCCCCCUGCUGAAGCACAAAAGUGCAGUCAUUGUCUUCAAUUCAAUUCUCAACCCGGUUAAGAAAGAGAGGAAAGUAAAGAUUCAGCUGGCCAAGUUCAUCAGGCCAGAGGUGGACAGGUCCUGGCUGGAGGAUGCCAGUUCCAUAGUGUCUUUAAUCUGUGGGACUAAUAAAAUCGCUUGGGCACACGUCGAUCGUGGGAUGACAGUUCAGGAUUGGCAGCAGCUGGAAUGUCCUAAUUUCCUGAAGGGAACAUACAUAGCAUCUGCUUACCUGACUGAUGUUUCUGCAGUUGUGGAUCUCCUUCCUUCAGCUGACUUCUACAUUAUUGAGAAACCCUCCAUCUCUGUCCAGAAUACUGCUCUGUUCCCUGUCAUGGCCCACUUGAGGACAGUGGAGGCCAUGCUCUUCGCUCUGCUGGAGCCCAGGAACACACAACCAGAGUCCAACAUUCCUCCCAGAGUUUUAAAUAUGAUGCGUACUGCUGUGGGACGCCACUUUGGACUCAUGGUGGGCGAGUCACGGACGAGCGGGGCACAGACUGUGCGACAGCUGAUGACAGAAUCUGUGACUCAGAAGUUUCCCAGGAUAAACUUCCCUUCGGAGAUGCUGGUGAAGUACAGGAAUUCGUUCCAGAUGGGCAGCCGAAGGGGUGGAGAUGAACUCUGUGACGCUCUACUUCAGGCUGUGGCUUUUUAUGAGCUGCUCAGUGAAUCCUCUACAUAACCACAUGGACUGGUCAUGGACCCCCAUGAUGCACUACACUCAUGUGUUUCCAGAGCCCCUCUAGAACAUUUGAGAUAUUCACGUUGAACUGGUUUUGUGGUGCUUGAUGCUAUUGUUCAAAAUUUUGAAUAUUUGUACUGUUACAAACACUCGGGACUGCUUUUUGGGGAUGUUAAACAUAUGGGUAACAAACCUUGUGUUUUAUUUGUAUCUUUGGUUUAUUUGGACAGUUUCAUAAAGACAAAGCUGCCUACUA
Messenger RNA from Sphaeramia orbicularis (orbiculate cardinalfish), 1448 nucleotides. It is a transcript of the gene tefm, whose product is annotated as transcription elongation factor, mitochondrial. Gene Ontology annotation, molecular function: nucleic acid binding; DNA polymerase processivity factor activity. The record is from RefSeq and is a predicted model, not a curated record. Gene Ontology annotation, cellular component: mitochondrial nucleoid. Gene Ontology annotation, biological process: transcription elongation by mitochondrial RNA polymerase; mitochondrial transcription. The transcript has 5 exons. Lineage: Eukaryota; Metazoa; Chordata; Actinopteri; Kurtiformes; Apogonidae. Bases 80 to 1192 code for a protein of 370 amino acids.